AUGGGUAGGAUGUCUAUUCUCGUUAGAUGGCAACCCCCUCCUAUGGGUCAUAUCAAAGUGAAUAUUGAUGGAAGUUGGGCUUCCAAGGCGGCUGGAGCUGGUGGAAAUUUUAGAGAUUAUUUGGGCAUUUGCCGGGGUUACUUUGCUUCUCCGAUUGUAGCCUCCUCCCCUUUAGAAGCUGAAUGUUGGGCUUUUUUAUUGGCCUUAAAGGUGGCUAUUUCUUUUAACUUCUUAAAGCUUAUUGUUGAGACUAAUUCAAUUAACCUCUUUAAGGAAUUUGAUAUAAUUACAAUACCCAAAUGGAUUGUUGUGGGUAUUUGGAAUAGAAUAAGAGCGAUUAUAGAAAAGUAUAAUUUUUCCAUACACUUGGCUCAUGUUUUUCGAGAAGGUAAUUCCCCGGCGGAUUGGUUGGCUGAGAAAGAUAAAAUUGAGGAAAGAAUAUUGAUAGGUGUCUUACCAGAGUCUCAGCUAAAAUGA
Messenger RNA from Phalaenopsis equestris, 477 nucleotides. RefSeq lists its product as uncharacterized. The record is from RefSeq and is a predicted model, not a curated record. The transcript has a single exon. NCBI's taxonomy places the organism in Eukaryota, Viridiplantae, Streptophyta, Magnoliopsida, Asparagales, Orchidaceae. The coding region runs from base 1 to 477 and encodes 158 amino acids. Gene Ontology annotation, molecular function: nucleic acid binding; RNA-DNA hybrid ribonuclease activity.